AUGCGAGGAGAGAUAUGUGUAGGCUCUGCUUCUUUUCUCUCACUAGUGUCAUUGCUAUGCCUCAUUUUCAUGCAUGUCGGUCAAAUAAACACGUCGUCUGUCCCUCGAGGCAUAUCCAUGAUUAACGUCAACAUGUCUGGCUAUGGACAAGGACUUGCAGGCGCCCUUGGAGAUCCUAUCGAGGGUCUCUAUACUUCGAAUGCUUCCGCACCACUCCAGAAGGGGGCAGGGCUCCGCAAGAACUACGACUUUGGCCUUUAUUCCUAUUGUGCCUACGUUAACGCCAGCCAUGGCAUUUGUUCCGUCCACUUCACGGCUAAUCGUUUCCAACCUUACGAAGAUAUAACGGCCGACAUGUCCGCUAACUACUCAAGUCUCACUGAUGCCCUCAUAACGGAUACCAAAUUUAUUGACUCGUCAUAUCUUGGUUCCUUCUCAAACGGAGCUUGGUACCUUCUGCUCAUCGGAACCAUAUGCACUGCAUUGGCUUUACUCGUCGGAUUGAUGAAGCAUCCCCUCGCAUUCGUUGCAUCGACUAUUUUUGCAAUCAUUGGUAGCUUGAUGCUGCUCAUAGGUGCGACCAUUUGGACCGUUAUCAUCAAGAAAGCCGAGUCCGUCAAUGGCAUUUUGGUUGGGCCCGCCGCUUCGCCCGUGCCUCUAGGGAUCACAGUCUCUACGGGGAAUGCGCUUUAUCUUUUGUGGGCUGCGUUCGCGACCCUCAUAGUGUCUAUACUGCCGUACAUGAUCAGUUGCUGUACAUACCGUGGAUAG
This is a messenger RNA of Sparassis crispa, 771 nucleotides long. RefSeq lists its product as hypothetical. The transcript is spliced from 7 exons. Gene Ontology annotation, biological process: fungal-type cell wall organization. NCBI's taxonomy places the organism in Eukaryota, Fungi, Basidiomycota, Agaricomycetes, Polyporales, Sparassidaceae. The record is from RefSeq and is a predicted model, not a curated record. Bases 1 to 771 code for a protein of 256 amino acids. Gene Ontology annotation, cellular component: cell cortex of cell tip; plasma membrane.